GGGUUACAGCAGAAAACCUUAUAAGUUAAAUAAUAAUAAUACCAAUAAUAAUAAUAAUAAAAUAAAUAAAUGAAACUAAAGAUGUAAGUCGAAAUAAUGAUUUUUUUUCGUUUUCAAGUCUGUCGUGACGUCACCAAUCAAUCAAAACGUUUGAUCGCCAUAAAGAGCGAAGAGCAGGAGAGUCCUGAUACCGAAGCGUCGCUCUGAUCAAUAACUUUAUCGACAGUCAUAUUCGGGAUCAAUAACAAACUCCUCCCCGCCUCUCGCGCUCGUGGCUCCACGCUCACCUGUUCUGUCACUUCGUACCUGAGGCUCACCGGAGCAGCACGCGCUCCGCGAGGACUUUGUUUUCCGUUUUCUGUCUUCUGCUUUUCUUUUUAAAACUUUACACACAAAGUCAUAAACUCAGAGCAGCUUCCGGUUAGAAACGUUUCACAUUAAAACUUAAUCUCGUAAAUUUCUGGAUUUAUUUUUGUUUUUGCGGACUGAUCUGAGGUCAGUUUCUCCUGUCAGCCCUCUUCAGUUUGAACUGAACCUUGAGGAUCAGAAUCAGGACCAGGAUCAGAACCAGUACCAGAACCAGGAUAAGGAUCAGGACCAGGACCAGAACCAGGGACAAGUCCAGGACCAGGAUCAGGACCAGGACCGUGAUCAGGAUCAGGAUCAGGAUGUCGCGGGCGGAGGAGCGCGAGGAGGCGGACUGCGUGUGUUCGGUAGGGAUGAAGUUCACGUGGGACAUCAACGACCCCAAACUGCCGCAGGACACGAAGCAGUUUGACUCGUUCCAGGAGUGGACAGAUGGUUACGUUCGUUUUAUCUACAGUGCUGAAGAUAAGAAUGCUCAGAGACAUCUUUCUGGCUGGGCGAUGAGAAACACCAACAACCACAACUGCCAGAUCCUAAAGAAGUCAUGUCUUGGUGUGGUGGUCUGUUCUCGAGGCUGCACGCUGCCUGACGGCUCCAGACUUCAGCUCCGCCCUGCCAUCUGUGAUAAGGCCCGGCAGAAACAGCAAAAGAAACUAUGUCCAAGCUGUAGCGCCACAUUGGAAUUGCUGCCGUGUCGCGGUCACAGCGGUUACCCAGUCACCAACUUCUGGAGAGUUGACGGAAAGGCAAUUUUCUUUCAGGCCAAAGGGGUUCAUGAUCAUCCCAGACCAGAGUCAAAGUCUGAAACUGAAGCCAGAAGAAGUUCAGUGAAGAGACGGGUCAGCUCCCCGCCAUACACACCAAAGAGACGACUCAUCGAAACACAGGCUCUGGGGCCCGCCCUUCUCUCCUGUGUUGAUCCAUCAGACAGAAUCUCCUUCCUUGAGCCCAAUUUCCCACAGCAUUACCCAGCAUUCCAGAGCCCAGAGUCCUACUAUAAUCCCCAUAAUGCGCUCGGGGAUGCCCAGUCUGCACUUCAGAAAUCAGCCAAUCCCAGGCUUUACAUGGGCCGAACCGGCUACGAAUUUCAAGGAUACUUGACCUCACCAUCGUAUCCCAUGACCUCUGACCUCUGUGACCCCAGGGUGGCCCCGGUCCUGGGUUCCUCCUCUUCCUCCACUACAUCAUCGACUCCUCUCUCCUCCUCCUCCUCCUUUGACCCUCAGACAAAGCCUCCUGCAGGCUGGAAGGACCUGCUGAAGAGCUCCACCCCGUACAGUGACAACCACCACUACUACAGUGCAGAGUACCCCUGCCGUUACCCCAACAACCCCCCGGGGUCCCCUGCAGCACUGCAAACUAUCAUCACCACGACAACCAAAGUAUCCUAUCAGCCCUGCCCAAAGCCUCCUGCAGCACUCCCUUCCUACCAGUCAUGUCCUAAGCCUCCCGCCGGCCUCCCAUCUUACCAGCCUUGUGCUCCCCCCAAGCCUCCAGGCCUCUCUGGCUGCUCCUCCCUGAUGGACGAUGCCUCCUCAUCAUACUCCACCGAGGUAAAGGUGAUGGAGGAGUCGGGUGGAGUCAUCAAGUCUCUGUCAUUUCAGCCCGAACCUCUUCAAACCAAAACAGAGCGAGCUGAUGGCUACGACUACCGCUACGCCUACCCCAAUACGUACCGCUACGAUGACUACUGAUGCAGCACUACCUGUAUUGCCAUGACUGUGACUACUGUUACCAUGACUCUUGGCUAUAUUGACUGCACCUAUACCACUGUUAUGACUACCUUUUGCAGAAUUUCCUCCACUGCUGUCACUAUGACUACUGAUCCUACAACUAUCACUGUAAGAACUACUACUGCAACUGGGUGUUCAGGAGCUGAGAGGAUGUGGACGAUCAGGACUAAACUCAGUCUGAACCAGGAAUUUGGUUCGUGAGAAACUUUCUGAAGACACUGAUGGAAUACUUUCAUGUUCUUAAAAGGCCUGCUUUGCAGUUUUCUUGCUUUUCCCUUUCAGGACAAAAAUUUUGUACCCAGGUUGGAAUGAAAUUUAAGAACUGGGAUUCUGAUAGGCCUCAAAUUGUAAAACUUUCAGCCACAUCUCAUGGCCUUUUAUAUUUGGGGUAGAGAUGGUCGCAUGUGAGUGAGGUCUCACUUCCUAAAGGAUCCCCAGAAAACUUCAGCAACACCAAGUCAGUUUUAGGAAUUUCUUCCCAAACUGUUGUUUCAAAAGUCAUGUACAAAUCUUUCAACUUAAUUUAUUUUGAGAUAAAGCUGAACCACAAAUCAAACUAAAUUAACUAGGAUUUUUAUGUCCUCUGUUUUUUAAUCUCCACAUUUUCUAAUCUGGUUGAUCAAAAAUAUGAAACUCCAACAAUCUUCUUUUUUCUAAUGUCACUACAUCCAGAAAGUGUAUUGAGCCUGUUGCUCAUCGCUAAUAUUACUGUCAUUGAGAUUAUUUAUUGAAUGAGUAAACCUGUUGGACUUACCUACAGCAUGAAACUGAACUGUGUGUCUUAAUGAAACAAAGUGAAUAAAAGAGUUGUUGACUGAAGAAAUCUGUGAGAUGAAAAAAUGUCAGAAUGCUCACAUUAAUUAAACAAAUUGCUGAACA
This is a messenger RNA of Scatophagus argus, 2978 nucleotides long. It is a transcript of the gene gcm2, whose product is annotated as glial cells missing transcription factor 2. The transcript is spliced from 8 exons. Gene Ontology annotation, cellular component: nucleus. Gene Ontology annotation, biological process: gliogenesis; regulation of transcription by RNA polymerase II. Lineage: Eukaryota; Metazoa; Chordata; Actinopteri; Scatophagidae. The record is from RefSeq and is a predicted model, not a curated record. Bases 669 to 2060 code for a protein of 463 amino acids. Gene Ontology annotation, molecular function: DNA-binding transcription activator activity, RNA polymerase II-specific; RNA polymerase II cis-regulatory region sequence-specific DNA binding.